This is a messenger RNA of Mercenaria mercenaria, 1829 nucleotides long. Its product is annotated as PHD finger-like domain-containing protein 5A. Gene Ontology annotation, biological process: mRNA splicing, via spliceosome. The transcript has 4 exons. NCBI's taxonomy places the organism in Eukaryota, Metazoa, Mollusca, Bivalvia, Venerida, Veneridae. Gene Ontology annotation, cellular component: U2 snRNP; catalytic step 2 spliceosome; precatalytic spliceosome. The record is from RefSeq and is a predicted model, not a curated record. Bases 65 to 397 code for a protein of 110 amino acids.
UUUGAUUAUAUAUAGUGAGAUGACAACGACAUCCUGUCGGUUCAAAUAUUAAUCUAUUCCCAACAUGGCGAAACAUCACCCAGAUUUAAUUUUUUGCCGAAAGCAACCUGGUGUUGCGAUUGGUAGAUUGUGUGAAAAAUGUGAUGGAAAGUGUGUGAUAUGUGACUCAUACGUGCGUCCAUCUACUCUGGUGCGUAUCUGUGACGAGUGUAACUACGGCUCGUAUCAAGGUCGCUGUGUGAUAUGUGGAGGACCAGGCGUGUCAGACGCUUACUACUGCAAAGAAUGUACAAUAAUGGAAAAAGAUAGAGAUGGAUGUCCCAAAAUCGUCAACCUCGGCAGUGCAAAAACAGACUUGUUUUACGAGAGAAAGAAAUACGGAUUCAAAAAGAGAUGAUCAGCAUUCAUUGAAGUUCAUUACAUCAGUGAUUUUAAUUUCAUAACAAUUGAGGCAGCAAUUAAACUGUGUGCUUACUGUAUUAAACUGUCUAAUAGAGGGAAAAGAGACUGCAGAAAUGAAUGUUGUGCUCAGGCCAUUUUAAUGAAAUGUUCCCAUAAAACUGAGACAAGUCAUUUUAGUGAUGUGGUCUGACUUACAAAACUUUCAAUCUCUAAUUUACCUCUUUUGACUUAAGGUGAAUUUAAGUUUCGUGUGCAGUUGAUAUUUUGAGAGGAACAAAAAACAAAUGAGCCGUGCCAUGUGAAAACCAACAUAGUGGCUUUGCUACCAGCAUGGAUCCAGACCAGCCUGCGCAUCCGCGCAGUCUGGUCAGGAUCCAUGCUGUUCGCUAAUGGCUUCUCUAAUUACAAUAGUCUUUGAAAGCGAACAGUAUGGAUCCUGACCAGACUGCGCGGAUGCGCAGGCUGGUCUGGAUCCAUGCUGGUCGCAAAGCCACUAUGUUGAUUUUCUCAUGGCACGGCUCAAAUAAUAAUUUAUGUUUGCCAUAAAUACAUGAAAUAUGACUACUAAGUUCACUGGUUUGAUAUUUCAUUAAAGGGCAGCUUCAAGGUUUAUGUCAUUUUUUAAAUUUGAAAAAAAAAAUUACAUUUCAUAGGGAUAAGUUCAGUUAGAAUAGUGAGCUCUUAUUCUAGCUCUUGUGAAAGAUACGUAAAAAAACUACCGGUGGUAUCAGUCAUGCAGUAAUAAUGUGGUAAAAAUGGCAUGAUUUUAGCCUUAUUUUAAAGAAGAUUUAAAAUGUCUUUUUUGACUUUGUGAUAUUAAUCUGGAGGCAUGUCCCUUUAAAUUAGAAGGGUCUACAUAAUUAUCUUUUGUUACUUUCACUUCAAAUUUAGCUUUUGAUGUUUUAUUACGUCCUUGUUUAUGCCCUUCAGGAUAAGAUUUUAUUGUUUUUAAAUGCAUUCUCUUUAAAUAAUGGGAAUGUAACAGGGCUAGGUUGAAAUUUGUAGAUUAAAUCAUAAAGGAAUAAUAUUCCUAAACAUCAAAAAUAAUUAACAUAUUGUCUUGUCAGUAAUAGCUGUAUUGUUAUUAUGUGAAUUAUGUUUACAUUAUACAUAUAUAUGUAUACUGUGAAAGCCUUAAUAUUCGUGAGGGAUAAAGAUUUGUGGGUCAUGUGGUUGUGUCUGUCCACGACAUUCAAUCCCAACAAGCACAUAAUGUCAUUCAUUUUAUCUUCAUAACUUAGAAUUCACAAAUUCAUAUUCUGUUUCGGCCAAACUACUAAAUGUUGUAUGCACGAAAUUAAACGAUUUCACGGUAUACAUUGUUGGGAACUAAUUUUAGAGACAAAAUAACAAAUGGUAAUUGUGAUGUUCUAUGUGCAACUGUCUAAAUAUUUAAGACAGUAUGAAAAUAAAUCUUACUUUUAAAA